This is a messenger RNA of Brachypodium distachyon (stiff brome), 513 nucleotides long. RefSeq names its product DNA-directed RNA polymerases II, IV and V subunit 12. NCBI's taxonomy places the organism in Eukaryota, Viridiplantae, Streptophyta, Magnoliopsida, Poales, Poaceae. Gene Ontology annotation, molecular function: zinc ion binding; DNA binding; DNA-directed RNA polymerase activity. Bases 113 to 271 code for a protein of 52 amino acids. Gene Ontology annotation, cellular component: RNA polymerase III complex; RNA polymerase I complex; RNA polymerase II, core complex. Gene Ontology annotation, biological process: DNA-templated transcription. The transcript has 3 exons. The record is from RefSeq and is a predicted model, not a curated record.
CUUCUUCUUCCCCUCUUCCCAUAUCUACACACUCACCAAACCCCAACUCGUCUAAACCCAACUCCGGCCGCCGCAGUAGCUUCUCCCUCUCCUUUACGAGAAAGCCUAGCCGAUGGAUCCGCAGCAGCCGGAGCCCGUCAGCUAUCUGUGCGGAGAUUGCGGAGCUGAGAACACGCUGAAGUCAGGAGAUGUGAUCCAGUGCCGUGAAUGCGGCUACCGCAUCCUCUACAAGAAGCGCACCCGCCGAAUUGUUCAAUAUGAAGCGCGUUGAAGACAAUCUCGCAAUGCAUUUAGUGCCCUGAGACAAAUCUACAAUGGUGGAAUGUAUAAAGUAUUCGUAGGUCGUACCUGUCCAUUUGACUUUGGCUUGAAGUUGUAACACUUGCUGUAUUGAGUUGUGAGGUUUGACCAAUAUAACGACCUGUUGGCAUCCUUUGCCAAAUCAUAUCUGCUGCGAAUUCAUUACAACUUUGAGUAUAUAUCUUGCUACAAGAUAAUCGGAGUAGCGCACUA